This is a messenger RNA of Clonostachys byssicola, 1350 nucleotides long. The record is from the annotation of a GenBank genome assembly. NCBI's taxonomy places the organism in Eukaryota, Fungi, Ascomycota, Sordariomycetes, Hypocreales, Bionectriaceae.
AUGACUCUCCGAAAUAUUGCAGCCCGGUCCAUUGAGCUGCCCAACCGAGUCGCAAACAGCACUGCGGGCAAGGCACGAAAUGGAUUGCAGGCAAAGGGUUCAAGCUUGUCCCGAAUACGCACCACAGAUUUGGUAAGGUCUCUCGUCUUGACGUCCAUGAUGUCCAAAACAUGGUUGAUGAAGCCAUGCCUGGCAUUCUUGGAUGCCGUAACAAGAUCAAAAUCGGCAAUUAUCAACGCGGACAGAAACCCCUUCCUUAACAGAGUGCUGCGUUGGACCAUUUACAAUCAAUUCUGUGCUGGUUCCAACAGCACAGAGGUCUCUCGCUCAAUGGGUGAACUUAGGCAACUUGGCUAUAAAGGUGUCAUCUUGGGAUUCGCCAAGGAGAUUGUACUUGAUCCUAGUCAAGGCGCCCAUGUUGCGGAGGAUACCAAGUACGCGCCGGCGUGCUAUCGCAUGAUUGAUGAGUGGAAGGAUGCCAAUCUUGAUACCAUCCGCAUGCUCUCACCAGGGGACUUCUUGUCUGUGAAACUCACUGGCGCAGGCCCGAUUUGCAUUGCCGCAAUGCAAGCUCGAGAGCCUAUGCCGGCUGUCAUCUCAGACGCACUUGACGAAAUUUGCGUGGAGACAAGAAAGGCUGGCGCCCGGCUUUGGAUAGAUGCUGAGCAGCAGAUACUUCAAAUCGGGUUGGAUGAUUGGGUUAUUGAGCUGAUGAAGCGACACAACCAGAAGGGAGAGCCCCUUGUAUACAACACCAUCCAGGCAUACCUCAAGGGAGCAAGAGAAAAUGCCCGACGUCACAUUCUCCAAGCUGCACGAGAAGGAUGGGGGUUGGGUGUCAAACUUGUCCGAGGCGCCUACAUCGAAAAUGAGGUCCGGUCAUUGAUUCAUGAUACCAAGAAUGACUCAGACCAAUCCUACGAUGAUAUAGCCGACAUGUUUAUAUCACGCAAAGUGCCUCAGACUGACGGUCAGGAAGAACUGUCCUUCCCCACCACUGCCUUGAUGUUAGCAACCCAUAAUGCCGCGAGCGCGUCCAAGGCUAUGGCAACACACCGCGAUAGGGCUGCUCAAGGAUUGCCUCUUACAAAGCUGGAGUGUGGUCAGAUCAAGGGCAUGGCUGAUGAGCUUAGCUGCUCCCUCAUCGAAGACUGCGAGGGAACUUUCACAACCGACGAUAAAACAAGGACAGAGGCACCUGGAGUCUUUAAGUAUGUAGCAUGGGGAUCUGUCUCGGAAUGUAUGGGCUAUCUUUAUCGCCGAGCAGUAGAAAACCGCGGGGCUGUUGAACGAACGCAACAUAUGGUUGAUGCAUUAGCAAAGGAGCUUCGCCGUCGUGUCUUCGGAUAA